Molecule: messenger RNA, 895 nt
Organism: Tripterygium wilfordii
Lineage: Eukaryota; Viridiplantae; Streptophyta; Magnoliopsida; Celastrales; Celastraceae
Exons: 5
Coding region: 189-500 (103 amino acids)
Molecular function (GO): protein binding
Source: RefSeq, a predicted model, not a curated record
AAAAGCUGUACCAAACGGGGUCUAGGUCUGAGAGCAUAUAUUUCUACAGUGUCGCUGACUGAGAAGCCGAAAUUCGUGAAUCGUAAUCGACGGGAGGAGGUCUCCUCGACAGCGAGGGACGCGAACUCUCCGGUCCUCCAGCUCCAAGUCUCCGAAGCAAGGCUCGCCAGAGGUUGUUUUCAGUCAGAAUGGCAAUGUAUAUCAGAGUAAAGAGAGUUAAGACAACUUACUUUAUUCAGUGUGAUCCAACUGAGACAAUCCUUGACAUUAAGAGCAAAUUACAUACCCUGAUUGAUCAACCUGUUAAUGAUCAGCGUUUAGUAUUGGCGGAAACCGGGGAAGUAUUAGAGGAUUCAAAAACAUUGGCAGAUCAGAAGGUUGAAAAUGAUGCUGUAGUGGCACUGACUUUAAGAAAAGAUGAUAACGAGUUCGAGGAAGUCAACAUUGAAAGACCAAAAGAAUUCUAUCAAUCACGCGAAGCAGAUGGUGGAAGUUAUUGAAGCACAUGCCUGUAAUUGUAGGUCUAAGCUGUCUUCAUUCUGCACAAUUAGGGUCACCAUCCGCCCUCAUUCAUACAACGCUCUACGAAUUAUGAAACCUUAUUCGUACCAUGACAAUUGCCAUUGGAAUAUGUAGUUUGAUAAAUGGAGUUUGUUGGGUAUGGCCGUGGAAAUUUCUUUGUUGUCUGUUGCAGGCUAAGCUGCUCGUACACAGAAAUUCAUCUGGAACGCUUUGAUAAACGUUAGAUCAUCAAACCUUUUCGAUGGCAGCCUAUUACAUUAGAAGCUAUUGUUUUAAAGCUUGAAGAGAGGCAUGGUCUUUUCUAGGAUUUGCAUGCACUUGGAUAGCAUUAUAAACCAUUUUUUUUCUUCUCAAAAUCAAGUGUGAUAAUGUA